CUAGCCGGCGUAAUCGUGCUUGUCCCUUUAAGGGCGUAAAAAAACGACUUCCGUCUGACAGACAAAACAUAUCUAGGCUACAGUAACGGUGUCAAGAGAUUAAAAACCUACCUACUGUAGGUCUAUCUCAUCAACAACCAUGGUGAAGAUAACCUUCCAGUCUGUCGCGGGACAGAAAGUCGAAAAGGAGAAUGACUGCGACAAGACCGACGUUCUGAUCCCCCAUCAGAUGGAUGACGAGGAUGUGGAGCUGCCAGUGCGCCCCAGAAGGUCUCCUCUGAACGGGCUGUGCUGCCUGACCUUCUUCCUGGUGGUGUUCAUGUCCGGCCUGGUGCUGGCCUCCAUCUACGUCUACCGCUGCUACUUCAUACCGCAUAACCCAGAGGAGAACCUGUUCCACUGCCGGGUUAUGUACGAGGACUCUGUGUAUGCACCGCUGCACGGCCGGCAGGAGUUGGAGGAGCGCGUGGGGAUCUUCCUGGAGGAGAACUAUGAGCAGAUCAGCGUGCCUCACUUCGGAGGCAGCGACCCUGCUGACAUCAUCCACGACUUCCACAGAGGUCUGACGGCCUACCAUGACAUCGCUCUGGAUAAGUGCUACGUCAUCGAGCUGAACAUCAGCAUCGUCAUGCCCCCACGCAACCUUUGGGAACUGCUGGUCAACGUCAAGAGGGGGACGUACCUGCCCCAGACCUACAUCAUCCAGGAGGAGAUGGUGGUGACAGGAAAGGUGUACAACAUGCGCCAGCUGGGACCUUUCAUCUUCCGUCUGUGUAACGGCAAGGACACCUACCGCCUGACCCGCAGAGCCAGCCGGCGCCGCAUCAACAAGCGCGAGGCCAAGAAGUGCCAUCACAUCCGUCACUUCGAAAACACGUUUGUUGUUGAGACCGUUAUCUGUGACUAAGUCUACCUUCUCAGUCAGCUCUAACUGUUUCAGCACCCAAAGCAGCCGUAGCACAUUCUUGUGGAUUUACUUUGAGUUAUGUACCAGUUGCACUUUACUAUUUAGUUUCCUCUUCUGAUUCUUAAGUUAAUGUAUUCUAAAUUGUGAUGGUCUCAUUGUGUUUCCCUCAGAAUGUAGCAGCGUCAUUCAACCAGUAAUUAAUUCUGUUACAAAGACUUUUUCCACUCAAGGGAAUUGCAUGAUGCCCUCUGUUGUCAGGGGAGAUGACAGUUUACACUUGUUGUCACGCUGACUGUUUUCCUUUCCUGCUCUUGAGAAGACUGUGCCCUGCCCCCCUCAUGUAACAGUACCCAGUGGUAAGGCGUUGAGUUGACAUCAGCUCUGAUGUUCAACAGGGGCAUUCCUCUUCUAGUUUUCUGUGUCACUCUCGCUGCCUGAUUUCCCCCCACCACCACCACAAGACUGCACUUGCUUCUACCUCUCCUCCUUUCAUCUUUAUCUGUAAGCCUUGCUAGUCAUGUGGACAUAUAGAAAAGUGAACUAGAUCAGUCUUUAGUCUAGCGGUCGUGUGGGUCUGUGUACUAGGGCUUGUUUGAGUACAGUAGACCCCAGACCCCCUGUAGACACCUGCUCCUCAUCCCUAACCUGUGGACAACAUAUUUAUUAUACUAGAUAUUCUUUUUGUCCUGCUAUUUUUGGCACUCAAUGUUUCUGCAAACGCUUUCAAAAUGUCCCUUCUUUAUUCACCUUCUGCAUGUAACUGCUGUUUAGACUACGUUCCUUUAGUCCGGAGUCAGAGACUGGACUGCAGUCAUACGUGCUGACUUGGAGCUCCUCCUAUAUCAGAUGAUUAUAUACCCUGGGUUGAUAUGUAUAUUUUGUCUGCUGGUGAAGUCUAUCUGUGAAUAAAGUAGUUCAAAUGGG
Osmerus eperlanus (European smelt) is the source of this 1831-nucleotide messenger RNA. RefSeq names its product integral membrane protein 2Ca (gene itm2ca). Gene Ontology annotation, molecular function: amyloid-beta binding. NCBI's taxonomy places the organism in Eukaryota, Metazoa, Chordata, Actinopteri, Osmeriformes, Osmeridae. Gene Ontology annotation, biological process: negative regulation of amyloid precursor protein biosynthetic process. The record is from RefSeq and is a predicted model, not a curated record. Gene Ontology annotation, cellular component: extracellular exosome; plasma membrane; Golgi apparatus. The transcript is spliced from 6 exons. Bases 140 to 907 code for a protein of 255 amino acids.